UAUUUCUCUUUGCAAUAGCUCUGUUUGUUUGAUUGCUUAGGAAAUUUUGGAGAGGGAGAUCAAAUAACUUUAUUAAAAUGGAGAAGGCAGUUCACUCAUCUACUACGCCUGGCCCGGAGGUUCCAGGGGAGGCAACGAAAACCGGCACUUCCAUAGUCGACACCGCCACCUCCGCCGUGCAAAGUUUUGCCCCGGUUAACCAAAUCCACCAACAUCUCUGCGCGUUCCAUUUCUAUUCUUACGACAUGACACGACAAGUGGAGGCUCACCAUUUCUGCAGUCACGUGAAUGAAGAUAUGCGCCAAUGUCUGAUCUACGACGGUCCGGAUGCAAACGCUCGUCUGAUCGGAUUGGAGUACAUAGUUACAGAGAAGUUGUUCAUGACUUUGCCUGACGAAGAGAAGAAACUUUGGCACACGCACGAGUGGGAAGUGAAAGGAGGGUUCUUGUUCAUGCCUGGUGUUCCAGGUCCCAUUCAGCGUCAAGAUCUUGACAAAGUCGCUAAGACUUAUGGCAAGGUUUUCCACUUUUGGCAAGUUGAUUUGGGCCAUGAUCUUCCCAUUGGUUUACCUAAUGUCAUGAUGGCCGUUACCCGCGACGGCCAACUUUUCCACGAGAUGAUUCAGGAGACAGAGAAGCGGUUUGGGGUAUCGAUCGAAGGAGAGAGGGAGGCAAGGGCGUACAUGUCAGGGCCAGAGCUCGGGAUCCAUCCAUUGGCGAAUGGAGGAGGCAAAGGGCUAAAACUAGAGUUGCGAGAGGUCGAUAUCAAGCCGGUUGAAUCCGUCGCAAGAGUCUUUGUCUGAGUUUAGUUAAGACCUUUUAUGUCAAAUAAUACCAUACAUCAAGCAACUUAAGUUUUGGAUAACAAUCAUAAGACGUAUAGUUUGGUUUGUUUUUAUAU
This is a messenger RNA of Brassica oleracea var. oleracea, 901 nucleotides long. RefSeq lists its product as uncharacterized. NCBI's taxonomy places the organism in Eukaryota, Viridiplantae, Streptophyta, Magnoliopsida, Brassicales, Brassicaceae. The transcript is spliced from 3 exons. The record is from RefSeq and is a predicted model, not a curated record. The coding region runs from base 78 to 803 and encodes 241 amino acids.